Oryza brachyantha (malo sina) is the source of this 1967-nucleotide messenger RNA. Its product is annotated as cytochrome P450 94C1-like. Gene Ontology annotation, molecular function: iron ion binding; monooxygenase activity; heme binding. NCBI's taxonomy places the organism in Eukaryota, Viridiplantae, Streptophyta, Magnoliopsida, Poales, Poaceae. The record is from RefSeq and is a predicted model, not a curated record. The transcript has a single exon. The coding region runs from base 39 to 1712 and encodes 557 amino acids.
GUGAAACGUUCGAUAUAAAAACGGUGUGUAAGCCGAGAAUGGCGCAGCUCUGUGUCUCACACACAUACGCACAGGCACAGCUGAGGCAGACGCACGCGCGCGAAAAAGGAUCGAGAGAAACCCGCUUGUUCUUCGUCAUGGGCGGCGCGGACGCAACCACGUUGCACGUCGCGGUUCACGCCCUAGCGAGCUCGCUGCAGCCGCAGGUGGCCACCGUCUUCUUCGUCUCCGCCGCGUGCACGGUGGUCCUCGCGCUUCUCCUGGCGUCGCUGCGGCUGCGGCCGCCGUGGUGGUGCGCGUGCCCGGUGUGUGAGGCGUACGUGACGGCGUCGUGGGCGCGCGAGUUCGACAACCUCUGCGACUGGUACGCGCACCUGCUGCGCCGCGCGCCGGGGCGAACCGUGCACGUGCACGUGCUCGGCAACGUGCUCACCGCCAACCCUGCCACCGUCGACCACAUGCUGCGCUGCCGCUUCGACAACUAUCCCAAGGGUGCUCCCUUCUCGGCCAUCCUCGCCGACUUCCUCGGCCGCGGCAUAUUCAACGUCGACGGCGACGCCUGGCUCUUCCAGCGCAAGCUCGCCGCGGCUGAGCUCGCGUCGCCGGCGAUACGAGCCUUCGCGGGGAACGUCGUGGCCUCCGAGCUGAGGUGCCGCCUUGUUCCUCUGCUUCACUCUGCCUCCAGCGACGGCAGCGAGAGGCUGCUGGAUCUUCAGGACGUCUUCCGCCGCUUCGCGUUCGACUGCAUAUGCAAGAUCUCCUUCGGCCUCGACCCCGGUUGCCUCGAGCUCUCGCUGCCGAUAUCGGCGUUCGCGGACGCGUUCGACACGGCGUCGAUGCUCUCGGCUCGGCGCGCCACGGUGCCCAUGCAUGUUGUCUGGAAGUUGAAGCGGUUACUCAACAUCGGGGAGGAGCGGGAGCUCCGCGAUGCGAUCCAUCUCGUUGACGCGCUUGCCGCCGAGGUCAUUCGGCAACGGCGCAAGCUCGGCUCCGCCGCCUCCGGCUACGACCUCCUGUCGCGCUUCAUGGGCUCCAUCAACGACGACAAGUACCUCCGCGACAUCGUCGUGAGCUUCAUGCUUGCCGGCCGCGACACGGUCGCCUCAGCUCUGACCGCGUUCUUCUUGCUCCUCUCGGACCAUCCCGAGGUGGCUGCAGCAAUCCGUGACGAAGUCUUCCGCGUCGCCGGAGGAAGAGACCCCAUCGCCGCCUCCUUCGAAUUCGACAAGCUCAAGGACAUGCACUACGUGCACGCGGCGCUGUACGAGAGCAUGCGUCUAUUCCCGCCGGUGCAGUUCGACUCCAAGUUCGCCGCCGGCGAGGACACGCUCCCGGACGGCACGUUCGUGGCCAAGGGCACACGGGUGACCUACCACGCGUACGCCAUGGGCCGGAUGGAGUCCGUCUGGGGCCCCGACUGCGCCGCGUUCAGACCGGAACGGUGGCUCAGCGGCGGCCAGUUCGUGCCGGAGAGCCCGUACCACUACCCGGUCUUCCAGGGCGGCGUGCGGGUCUGCAUAGGCAAGGAUCUCGCCAUCAUGGAGAUGAAGGCCGUCAUCGUCGCCGUCGUCCUUAGCUUCGACGUGGAGGCGGUCGACCGGAGCUCGCGUCGGCCCAAGUUCGCGCCCGGGCUCACCGCCACGUUCGCCGGGGGCGUCCCGGUCAGAGUGCGCCGGCGAGCGCGCGCGAGCGGGCACUGCGCGCCAAGCUAGCUCAAUCAAAUACGUCGCGUCGCCACGCGCGAGCGAUCUAUUCGUUUUUUUUUUCUUCUCUUCUUCUUCUUUGAAACGGGAAACAUUAGUCUAUGUCAGCAUGCCCAUGGAAAGCUGCACUGAUCUAUGUGUCACUCGAGUCAACAGUCACCACUCAAUUUGGCAAGUGCGCUGGGUUCUUAUCCUCCACUCAAGAUUCCUUCGUAGACCAUAAUUAAAGAUUUUUCGAUCACACAGAAGAUGUACAAUAACACA